AUUCUCAACUCUAUAGGGUAUACCACACGGUCCGUUUAAUCGUACACUUCGUUCUGUACGUCGCAACGCACGAAAUUUGUAGAAUUCCACCUCAGAUUUCACAUUUAUGAUGAUAGAAAUAAUCUCAUUCGAAAAUGCGCUGCUAUAAUGAGUAUUUUCAACUGUUUAUCUUAUUAUUAAAGUGUGUGAUUUUUCUAUCUUUUGAAUGUAAAGUUGUAUGUACACAAACAUUUAUUGGAUAUUUGAAAAGAACGACCGCAGUUUAUGUCGGUUGAUCAGUUCAAUCAGCUGAUGUCAUCAGAAAGAAUGAAGCAUUGAGUGCAGUGCUCAUUCGCGUACGCAGCUAUAGCUAUACUUAAUAACUAACAACGCAGCAGCUGGCGGAAGAAGGUUGACGUGUAUCAGAUUGUGUGGUUGUGUCGUGCGUCUUUCAGAUGGUGCGUGCAGACUAUAGUCUCAGAGAUGAUGAAUGUUAGAUAGAAACACACUGAUCAUCGUAGCUCAGUAGUUUAUUAAAUGCAAGAAAUUUUUUAGUGUAUAAAAAUAUGUGGUCGUUCUUCUCGCGUGAUCCUACCAAGGAUUUUCCUUAUGAAAUUGGCGAGCCCAUAGAAGGGCUUGAAAACAAGAGUAUUUGGAGUCUCCAUAAAGCCAAAAAGAAGGGGACAACAGCAGCAAUUGGAGGUGAAGAUAUAUCUGUCUUUGUCUUCCAAGUCAAACCUGGUGCAGAAUAUUUGUUGGAUAUUGCCAGAGCGGCAGUUAAAAGACUGAAAACUUUACGUCAUCCAAGCAUUCUUGCUUAUUUAGAUAGUUUAGAAACAGAUAAAGCAAUUUACUUGGCUACUGAACGGGUAGAGCCCCUGCAUAACCGUCUUUCCAGAAUUGCUGAUAUUGGUGAUGGAGUAAAACGAGAACUUUAUUUGUCAUGGGGAAUUUUUCAGAUUACUAGAGCUUUGAGUUUUUUAAAUAAUGAUGGUAAUCUACGCCAUAAUAAUGUUAAUGUAUGGUCAGUUUUUGUUAAUGAAGAAAGUGGAGAAUGGAAGCUUGGUGGUGUUGAAUUUAUGACUGCUGUCGAUGCUUCUUAUUCCUCACUACCACAUGUGCUUCAAGUUUAUCGGCCAUCUGAAGCAAAAGAUAAUUACAAGACCCCAACAAAAUGUUCCAUAGAUAUUUGGGGUCUAGGCUGUCUCAUUUGGGAAGCUUUUAAUGGUCCACUGUCUGCACCAGGAAAUUUAGAUACUAUGGACCAGCUUCCCAAAGCAAUCAUAACAAUGUAUCAAGAAAUGAUUAGCAGCAAGGCUGAGAGCCGACCAAACCCAGCAGACGUAAUUGCGCGCUGUCGAAGCAACGGUGGUUUUUUUAAAAACGACCUGGUCGACGCGCUGCUAUUUCUCGAGGAAAUUCAAGUCAAAGAAAAGAACGAGAAAAGCCGAUUUUUCGGUCAACUUACCUCGCAAUUAGAUAGUUUUCCGGAAGGCGUAGGUCGUUACAAAAUACUACCACAACUCAUUGCCGCAUUCGAGUAUGGUGAUGCCGGGAGUGCCGUUUUGCCUCCACUUUUGCAAUUGGGAUGCACGUUACCUGAUACCGAGUACCAAAAGCGAGUUGUUCCAUGCGUUGUUAAAUUGUUCGCCUCGAAUGACAGGGCAACGAGGUUAAGAUUACUUCAGCAGCUCGAUAGGUUUAUCAAUCACUUGCAGCCCAUCACCGUUAACGAAGCAAUAUUUCCUCAGGUUGCCAGAGGUUUCUUGGAUACAAAUCCAGCAGUGAGGGAACAAACGAUCAAGUCAAUCGUCCAUUUAGCACCAAAAUUAGAUUAUAAUAAUCUUAAUGUUGAAGUUUUAAGAUAUUUUGCAAAACUUCAGUCGAAAGAUGAGCAAGGCGGAAUACGUACAAACACAACUGUGUGUCUAGGAAAAAUUGCUCAACAUUUACAUCCCCAAAUUAGACAAAAAGUCCUGAUCGGUGCCUUUAUCCGAGGAACACGUGAUACUUUUCCGCCUGCGCGAAGUGCCAGCGUUUUAGCACUUGCAGCCACGCAGCAGUACUUUUUUCUACACGAAGUAUCCAAUAGAAUAUUACCUGCACUAUGUCCUUUGACUACGGACCCUGACAAAGGAGUGCGGGAUAAUGCUUUCCGAACGAUAGGUGGCUUCCUAGCUAAGCUUGAGAAAGUUUCCGAAGAUCCAGGACUUCGAGAAUCUAUGGAGGCUGAUGUAAACACCGCCGCACCUAGUCUUAGUAAUGCAGCAGCAACGUGGGCAGGUUGGGCUGUGACUGCCGUUACAGCCAAAUUUUAUAGAAGUCAAUCAGAUACGGCAAAAUCUUCGGCACCACAUGGAACUUCGAGAAUUUUGUUUAAGAAACCAGCAUCUUUAGGUUUUUUUACAGAGCAUGCUAGUAGUUCUCAAAGUAGUACAAGCACGACGGCAACAACAAGUAGCGCAACCAGCAUGACUUCGCUAGAUCAUGACCAUGAGCACGAGCAUACACAGAACACUACGAACACCAACUCUGAUGGUGACUGGGACUGGGAAGGUGACUGGGGAGAUAUGGAAACCCAACCACCAACUAGUACUCCGCUAUCUGCUCACGUUACGAAUGCUUCACAUUCACCCAAGAACGUUCACAAUCAUGAACAAUGGAUUAGUUUAGAAGAGAAACCCGAAGAGGAAGCCACGGAAACUCAAGAAAAGAACGAAUCGUUGGAGUCAGGAUGGGAAGAUGGAGAAUUUCAACCAUUAGACGAUUUCCAAACAAAUGAAACGGGAGGGGAAAAUACGAAUAAUAAAGCGGAAGAUGCUCAAAAGAAAAGAGAAGAACGUAGAUUGGCAAGACAGAGGCAGUUAGAGGCAAAGCGAGCGGCAAGGCUGGGAAGCAGUACUUUAGCUAAAAAGAUCUAACUCA
Messenger RNA from Phymastichus coffea, 2904 nucleotides. RefSeq names its product N-terminal kinase-like protein (gene yata). The coding region runs from base 546 to 2900 and encodes 784 amino acids. The transcript is spliced from 12 exons. The record is from RefSeq and is a predicted model, not a curated record. Lineage: Eukaryota; Metazoa; Arthropoda; Insecta; Hymenoptera; Eulophidae. Gene Ontology annotation, molecular function: protein kinase activity; ATP binding. Gene Ontology annotation, biological process: protein phosphorylation.